AUGUUACCCAAGGUGUCAAAUGAAUACACAAGCAUUGGAUGUAACAGAUUUCCACAAGUUGCUGCUUGGGGAAAGGAUGGAACAGUUGCAUUUGGGGCUCAUAAUUAUGUGGCUUUAUAUUAUCCUGAGGUAAUAUAUCUUGAAAAAAAUAAAAUAGAUGUUGUUGGUGAGGUAGGACAAAUUACUUUUCGUUUUGCUUUUCUAUCAAUCACUAACACUAUUUUACCAAUAGGAGAUGAAUUAAAUCAAAAGAAUAUCGCAAUAAUAUCUGGAUCAGCUGACAAAACUGCUAGAGUUUGGAAAUUAACAAAAGACAAUAAAUGGGUAAAUUCAGCAAUUUUAGAAUCUCAUGGAGGUUCGGUAAAUACCCUUGGAGUAACUCGAGCAAAGUCGAUUAUAGUGGAUAAAGAUCUAAUCAUAACUGGAUCUGCAGACGGUGUUAUUAAAGUUUGGGAAAGGAGUAUUUGUAAUGAUGUUCAAGACUCAGUAAAAUGCUUGCAAACAAUUAAUUUGGAAAGAAAGUAUCCUAUGGCCUUAGCUCUGUCAUAUUUACCAGAAUCAAAAAUCCCAAUAUUAGCAUGUGGAGGUACCGAUAAAAGGAUAUUAUUAUAUGUUCAAAAAGAUGGACUGUUUAUUCCAUCUCUAAAACUUCAAGGACAUGAAAAUUGGAUUAGAUCUCUAUCGUUUGCUACAUACACUGAAUCAAACAGCGCCACCACUUCAUCUGAAUCAGAUUCAACCAUUCAAGAACAAUACAAAUUAAAAGAUGGCGAUUUAUUGUUGGCAAGCGCAUCACAAGAUAAAUAUGUAAGGUUAUGGAGAGUUUCAUAUAAUGGUGAAGUUAGCAGUUCUUUAGAUAGUGAGGAUAUUACGAACGGAAAAUCAAAGGAAAAAAAAAGUUUGAAAGAAUUGCUAGAAAAUCUAGAAAAUCUGUCAGAUGAUACUAAAAAAAGGUAUUCGGCAAUGUUUGAAGCAUUACUUAUGGGUCAUGAUGAUUGGGUAUACAGUGUUUGCUGGCAACCUUCGAUUCCUAUAGUAGACGAGAAAGGAAAUGUUAGGUAUCAUCAACCAAUGUCAAUUUUAACUUCUUCAUCUGAUAAAUCAAUGAUGAUUUGGAAACCUGACCAAGACACUGGUGUUUGGGUGAAUUUGGUCCGAGUAGGUGAAAUUAGCGGUUCUGCCUUGGGAUUUUUCGGAGGUUUAUUUGGUCCAAAAGGAGACUAUAUUUUAGCUCACGGCCAUACCGGUGCUUUUCAUUUGUGGAAAAAUUUUAGUGAUCAUGAUUGGCAACCUCAAAUAUCAAUAAGCGGAUGUUUUAAUUCUGUACAAGAUAUUACAUGGGAUCCGACAUUUAAAUAUCUUGUCUCCGUAAGUCUUGAUCAAACAACGCGUUUAUUUUCAUCUUGGAUCCGAAAACUUGAUAUUGAUCAAAAAAAUGACGCACAAUUCCCAGAAAAACAAAAUUCUAUAGUAACAACAUGGCAUGAGAUUGCCAGACCUCAAAUUCACGGGUAUGAUAUACAAUGUAUUGCUUUCGUUACUCAGUGGAGAUUUGUCAGUGGCGCUGAUGAAAAAAUAUUAAGAGUAUUUGAUGCGCCAAAAACCUUUGUGCAAUCAUUAUCAAAAUUAUUAGGCGAAGAAGAUUCCCGUCCGAUAGGGGCAAACAUACCACCGCUUGGGUUGUCUAAUAAAGCAAUAUUUAAUUAUGAUGUUGAAAAAUUAUCAGCACAAUCCGAAGAUGAAUUAUUAAGUCGACAACAGACUUUCUCGGAAACUUUGACAACACCAAGCUCUUUAAAGAUUUUGGAACAACCGCCAUUUGAAGAACAAUUAUUACAGAAUACUUUAUGGCCCGAAAUCGAUAAAUUAUAUGGACAUGGAUAUGAACUAAUAAGUGUUGGUGCAAGCCAUGAUGGAAAAUAUGUAGCCUGUGCCUGUAAGGCUACAACGCCAGAAGAUGCAAUGAUCAGAUUAUAUAAUACAGCAACAUGGAAAGAAUUGACGAAUGGAUUGCUGAAAUCACAUUCAUUGACAAUUACAAAGAUUAGAUUUUCACACGAUGAUAAAUUGAUAUUGAGCAUAUCUAGAGAUAGGACAUGGUCUUUGUUUGAGAAAUGUGAAGGAAAUGAAGCAACACCGUACAAAUUUAUAACAAAAAAUAAAGCACAUGCGCGUAUAAUAUGGGAUUGCUCAUGGAGUCAUGAUGACUUGUUAUUUGCUACUGCUUCAAGAGAUAAAACGGUUAAAAUAUGGAAUCGAGAAGCCACUUCACAAUCACAAGAUCAAAAUCAAUGGCGUUGUAUUACAACUUUGAAACUUAAUGAUGCAGUUACAGCUAUUGAUUUUGCACCUAGAUUUAUUGAUGAAGGAUAUUUUAUGGCAAUUGGUCUAGAAAAUGGCCAAAUCCUGUGUUACCAAUCUGAAAAAACGCAAAUUGAUAAAUGGAAUUUGAUAAUUGACUUUGACAGGGAUAAUUGCCAUGUUGCGAGUGUGAAUCGCCUCACUUUUCGAUCUACAAGUACGGCGUCAAGUACAACAGAUGUCAACAUUGAUAAUCAUGAAAUGAUGAAUAGGUUACAACUAGCAAGUUGUGGGUCCGACUGUUGUAUUAGAAUUUUGAAUUUAGAUUUCUGA
Molecule: messenger RNA, 2634 nt
Organism: Cetraspora pellucida
Lineage: Eukaryota; Fungi; Glomeromycota; Glomeromycetes; Diversisporales; Gigasporaceae
Source: the annotation of a GenBank genome assembly